Messenger RNA from Coffea arabica (coffee), 3624 nucleotides. RefSeq lists its product as uncharacterized. The record is from RefSeq and is a predicted model, not a curated record. Lineage: Eukaryota; Viridiplantae; Streptophyta; Magnoliopsida; Gentianales; Rubiaceae. Gene Ontology annotation, molecular function: hydrolase activity, acting on ester bonds.
UAUAUGGGUAAUAAUCCAAGAAUGCAAGGUUUGAUAACUAGAGUAAGAUUGGCAGCUGUAGUUGGAAUUGCCGUAUGGAUAAGCCUUGCGGGGUUGAUUCACUUGCUAAAACCGGUAUCCAAUGGUUGUAUUAUGACCUACAUGUAUCCCACUUACAUCCCUAUUUCCGCACCUAAAAACGUGUCUUCCGCCAAGUAUGGAUUGUACUUGUACCAUGAAGGAUGGAGGAAGAUUGAUUUUAAUCAGCACAUCAAGAAGCUUAAUGGGGUUCCUGUUCUUUUCGUACCUGGCAAUGGUGGAAGCUACAAACAGGUCAGAUCUCUGGCUGCAGAAUCUGAUAGGGCUUAUCAAGGAGGUCCACUUGAACAUAUGUUUUACCAAGAAGCAAGCGAGAAUCUUGAAAAGGGAGCAGUAGAUUCUGAUCUGGCAGAUUUUCCCUUACCUAGCCAAUAUACUCGCAUGCUUGACUGGUUUGCUGUGGACCUUGAAGGUGAACACUCGGCAAUGGAUGGUCAAAUACUUGAAGAACACACCAGAUAUGUAGUAUAUGCAAUUCACAGGAUUUUAGAUCUGUAUGAAGAGUCUCACAAUAUUCGAAUAAAAGAAGGUGCUGCUUUCUCGGCAAGUCUGCCAAGAAAUGUUAUAUUAGUUGGUCAUUCAAUGGGUGGAUUUGUUGCUAGAGCUGCAAUCGUCCACCCUGAUUUGAGGAAGUCAGCUGUUGAGACUGUUCUCACACUUUCAACUCCACACCAGUCACCUCCUUUGGCCUUACAGCCAUCUCUGGGACAUUAUUAUUCAAGUGUAAAUAAUCAGUGGAGAAAAGGAUAUGGGGGUCAAACCUCUCAAUCUGGACACCAUUUGUCUGACCCUUUACUCUCUCGUGUAGUUGUUGUUUCAAUUUCUGGUGGUUAUAAUGAUUAUCAGGUACGAUCAAAGUUAGAAUCCCUUGAUGAUAUUGUGCCUCCUACACAUGGUUUUACCAUUAGCAGUACAGGCAUGAAGAACGUGUGGCUGUCUAUGGAGCACCAAGUUAUUCUAUGGUGUAAUCAAUUAGUUGUCCAAGUGUCUCACACUCUCCUUAGUCUGAUAGACCCUGAGAAAGGUCAACCUGUACCUGAUGUACGUAAAAGACUUGGAAUAUUCAUGAAAAUGCUUCAUAGUGGGAUAUCACAAAAUUUUGGUUGGUUGGGACAGUCAAAAUUGCCCAAACAGUCAAUCCCAAUUCCUUUUCUUAAUGGCAAGGAUUAUUCUGGAUCUCAAAUAUCACAUACAUUUUCUUGUCCUAGUCAUGUUCAUUGGAAUGAGGAUGGGCUUGAAAGAGACUUGUAUAUUCAGACAACUAGCGUCACUGUUUUGGCUAUGGACGGAAGGAGGCGGUGGUUGGACAUUGAGAAGCUGGGCUCAAAUGGAAAAGAUCAUUUUGUCUUUGUUACAAAUCUUGCCCCAUGUUCUGGAGUUCGACUUCAUCUUUGGCCUGAGAAGGAAACUUCAAAUUCUGAGUUUUCUCUUAACCAACGAAUUUUGGAGGUUACAUCAAAGAUGGUGCAUAUUCCAUCAGGUCCAGCUCCAAGGCAGAUUGAGCCGGGUAGUCAGACAGAGCAAGCACCUCCUUCUGCUGUAUUGUGGUUGGAUCCGGAUGAUAUGCGUGGCUUCCGAUUCUUAACAAUUUCAGUGGCACCUCGCCAGACUCUUUCAGGGAGACCUCCGCCAGCAACUUCCAUGGGUGUUGGGCAGUUCUUCAAGACAAAGGAAGGGGAGAGAGUAUUCUCUCCUUGGACAUUGGUUCACUCCAUGUUCUCUCAAAAGGACUUCUUAUUGGAGGAGGAUCAUCCUCUUGGGUUCAAUCUAUCAUUUUCGAUAAGCUUAGGUCUUCUGCCUGUGAAGCUUUCUCUGAAAACUACAGGCUGUGGAAUAAAGGGAUCAGAGUUUCCUCUUGAAGAUUCUGGAGAAAUUGAAACAAGCAGACUAUGUAAGCUGCGAUGUUUUCCUCCUGUGGCCCUUGCCUGGGAUACUACAUCUGGUCUUCACGUGUUUCCUAAUCUAUAUUCUGAAACACUAGUAGUGGAUUCAUUUCCAGCGCUUUGGACCUCUACUCAAGGGUCUGAGAAGACUGUUGUGCUGUUAUUGGUAGAUCCUCAUUGUUCAUAUAAAACUAGCAUGAGUGUUUCUAUGAGUGCUUCUGCUGGUAGAUUUUUGCUGUUGUAUUUUCCCAAGAUUACUGGUCUUGCAAUUGCUGUUGUCUUUUUCGCUCUGAUGCAGCAAGCAUAUGCAUGGGAACUUGAUAUGCCCAUACCUUCCUUGCUUUCUGCUGUGGAAAUGAAUUUGAGAAUUCUAUUGCCAUUCUUAGUUCUAGGCAUACUACCUAUUUUGGUUGCCUUGUUCUUUUCCUUGUCAAGCUCAGUUUCGGUUCCUCCUUUCUCAAUCUUCUUCAUUGUCUCAAUUAUUUGUUAUCUCUUCGCAAAUGGGGCCAUAGUUGUGCUGGUAUUGAUUUCACAAUUGGGCUUCUCUAUAGCUGCUGCAGUACAUGUUUUCAUCAAGAAAUGGUGGCAAGCAUGGGAAGGAAAUUUUUCGUUUUCGUUUCUGCACUGGUUUCUCAAUCUUUGCACGAGCUUUCUGUCAUUUAAGAUUGUGAGGAUUAUAUCGCUCCAUCCAUUGGCCAUUUCAUCACUGGUUGCUGUUAUAUUGGUGUGCUUUGUUCAUCCGGCCCUGGGCCUUUUUGUGUUACUCUUGUCACAUGCUAUCUCCUGUCAUAAUGCACUUUGCAGUUUUUAUAUGACUUCAUUUCACAGCCAUUCUGGAAGUAAGCAGUCAGUAGAAUCAGAAAAUGGCAUCGGUGCCUCUAUGCACUUUAUGCCAAAGUAUAGUGGUGAAAGCAAGCUCUCUCCUCUGGAAGCAAGUAUGUGUAAUAGCCCAGAUUCUGCAAGAAGCUUCGGUGAGACACAAUUGGAAAUAUUCCACCAUCGGCAUGGCUUGCUUAUCUUGCAUCUGCUUGCAGCAAUAAUGUUUGUCCCUUCGAUGAUGGCAUGGAUACAGAGAAUUGGUGCAGGUCAGAACUUCCCUUUUCUUGAUUCCUGUCUGUGCAUUGGGGUAGUGCUGCAUGGCAUGUCUGACUCAAAGCCACAGUUCAACUUCUUCUUUCCCUUUCCUGACAACCGUGGAUGGGAAAUAAGGCUAAGCUUUGCCUAUCUGCUUGCUGGAUACGUCUCUUACCUUUCUGGCCUGGCUUUGGCUCCUUAUAGGGUAUUUUAUCCCAUGGCUGCCAUUGGAGUUAUGUCCUUUGCCUUCAGGAUCAUCCAGAGGUGGAGUAGGGAGAAAGGGGAGACAUUGCAUAGAGGUCGAAGACAUUCUCACAGGCACUAAAAGUAGUUUCUACCUCGUGCCUUGUACACGUCGAGAAAUAUUGGAUCUCAGGUACUGUUGAUGAAUAUUUGUAAUUGAGUUGUAUCUAGUAAUAUGGCAUCAAUGCCACAAUUUUGCCACGCACUGAUUUUCAAAUCGUUCGGUAUGAAGAAUAGGGAAACGCAUCUCUCAUCUUUUGCUGCAUUAUUCAUGGCUUACAGUCGAAGUGAUAGAUCCGAAACAUGUACUAUAAAUUUGGCUGGUUAUUUACAACAUUGUUUCUCA